Molecule: messenger RNA, 643 nt
Organism: Vicia villosa (hairy vetch)
Lineage: Eukaryota; Viridiplantae; Streptophyta; Magnoliopsida; Fabales; Fabaceae
Exons: 3
Coding region: 1-483 (160 amino acids)
Source: RefSeq, a predicted model, not a curated record
AUGUCCAGUGGUGAAUCCCACUCAGUGACUUCAAGUGAUACGAUGGAUGAGCAAUGGGCUGAGUAUUUAGGUAAUUACGUUUACGAUGAGGUUGAACAGAAUGUUGAUCUCAGUGACAUUGAAAGUGAUGAAGGUGAAGAAGAGAUGGAUGAAAAUUUCGGUGAUCCCGUGGUUGAAGAAAAUGGCAUUUCAUUCAAUUAUCGUGUCACUGCUGCUUGUGUAAGAGGAAAGAAUGUUUUCCACUUUCCAUCUAAUGUUGCUGCCAAUUGGUUAUUGCCGUUGCAAACUGAGAUAGACAUUGUCGAUGUUCAUACCGAUGCUGUUUACCCAUGUGUGUUGAAGACUGGUAGGAGGCCAGGGGAGAGAUAUCUUUGCUUAGGUUGGUAUGAGUAUGUUAAAGCAACUCGUCUGAGGGCUGGUGAUGUUCUUGAGUGCACUGUGGCAGAUCCUCCUACAAGAAUGUUUGUUCGUUUUAUGAUGUAAUACGAAUAAUUUUAGGCGUAUAAUUAAACUUGGUUGAAGAUGGAAAGUAAUUUUCUUUGAUGUUUUGUUAAGUAGUUGGUAUGUAGUUUGUUUUGAUGUUGUCUGUUUUGGUGUUGAAAUGAAUCAAAUGUUGAGUUUCAUUAUGUACGUUUGCAGUGUA